This is a messenger RNA of Topomyia yanbarensis, 969 nucleotides long. It is a transcript of the gene Spf30, whose product is annotated as survival of motor neuron-related-splicing factor 30. Gene Ontology annotation, biological process: regulation of alternative mRNA splicing, via spliceosome; mRNA processing. Gene Ontology annotation, molecular function: RNA binding. Lineage: Eukaryota; Metazoa; Arthropoda; Insecta; Diptera; Culicidae. Bases 119 to 835 code for a protein of 238 amino acids. Gene Ontology annotation, cellular component: precatalytic spliceosome; nucleus; cytoplasm. The record is from RefSeq and is a predicted model, not a curated record. The transcript is spliced from 4 exons.
AAUUUUGAUUCCGUUUUCGGCUGCUUUCACAUUCAAGACUUUUCACAACAAAACGUUUAGCAUUAUUUGUAUAUUUUCAUUCUAUUUAGUGCUUGGAUUUAUCCAAAAUUAGAGUAUUAUGGCAGAUGAUCUUCAAAACUAUAAGCUGCAAUUACAACAAGUGGAAGCAGCUUUGCUCACAGAUCCGCAAAACUCGGAGCUACUUAAGCUCAAACAAGAUUUGGAGGAAGUGAUCGAUUUGACAAAAGAUUUAAUCCGGGCGCAGCAGGAAGCCGAACAGAAGAAAAGUGCGUAUGUAGAACCGGCAAGCACUAGUUAUUUUGAAGGUUUCUCGGCCGCAGAGAAGAAACAGUCCAAACCCACCGUCAUCUGGAAGGUAGGCGACAAGUGUUCAGCAAAGUGGAUCGAGGAUGGGCAAUAUUACGAUGCCACAAUCGAAGCCAUUACGGACAACGGGGAGGUGAGCGUUGUGUUUGAAGCGUAUCAAAAUCGGAGCACAACUGUUGUGGGGGAACUUAAAGAACGAAAAAUUAGGAAUGAAGUUUUUCCGUCGAACAGCAAUAAACGAAUGCGACCUAACCAGAAAGAGUAUCUCAAGAAGAAAAAACAGAAAAAACAACAGCGAUUCAAGGAACUGGAAGAGGAACGUGAAACGGAGAAAAACAAGUGGCUCCAAUUUGCAGCAAAGAACACCAAAAAGACUGGUGUCAAAGGCAAGAGCAUAUUCGCUUCACCGGAAAAUGUAAACGGACGUGUUGGUAUCGGAACCUGUGGUGUUUCGGGUAAACCGAUGACCGAGUUUUCUCACGGUGAAAAAUAUCGAAAGGGUGUAUAGACGAGUGAGAUUUGUAAGGUAAGCAUACUUUUUCUAGCAUUAAACUUUAAUGGACUUACUGUGCUGCAUUGGAAUCCCAUAAAAAGCCCGCCAUUCAUUUUUAUGCCGGUAAAUUGAAAUCUAUCUAUCUAUUG